Messenger RNA from Arachis stenosperma, 766 nucleotides. RefSeq lists its product as uncharacterized. NCBI's taxonomy places the organism in Eukaryota, Viridiplantae, Streptophyta, Magnoliopsida, Fabales, Fabaceae. The record is from RefSeq and is a predicted model, not a curated record. Bases 175 to 660 code for a protein of 161 amino acids. The transcript has a single exon.
UCCCGUUUCAAUGAAUUAUUAUUAUUUGGGCAAUGCCGUUGCAGACCACUGUGGCGAGGUUCGCGAGCACACCCAACCUCACGCUAUCAUUACCACAAUCGAAAUUCCAAAACCCUAAAUGCUCCUUUUCUCCUUAAUCUCCCUCCACUAUCUUCAAUAACACGUUUUGAUUUCAUGUCUGCUCCCGCUGAUGAGAUAUCCAAUCUCGUUAAUGGUAGUGUUGCCGAUGACGAUGAAGACGACGACGACGACGACGAAGGAGAACGCAGCGCUGCUGCACCAGCAAGAAGAAGAAGAGGUGGAUUUGGCAAGGCAAAAGAGAUGGCGAUGCAUCAAUUCACGAAAGCCAAGACUCAAUUGCGCAGAGUCAGAAGCAGGAGGGCUCUGCUUCGAUCAUCGUCAUCGUCAACGUCUUCUGCGAAUGCAAGUAGAAGAGGCUUUUCCGGUAAGGAAACUAGUGUUAGAGGCACCGAUGAUUAUUAUAACGGAAGUAAAUGCAAGUUUUGUUUUUCGCGUCCGAGAGUGUUGGAAUCCCCUGAAGAAGGUGGAUCUUCUGUCACCAGUGAUCCCAAUGACCCGAAAUUCAUCAAUGCAAUGUUGAGGCUCUUGAUAGAGAAGAAUGAUUUCCAUUCCAAAGAAUGCAAUCCACACAUGGAUUGACACUUGAAAGGUUCAGUUCCUUUCUGAACAUAAACAUUGAUCGUUGAUGCUGCUGUUAUUCUUGUUGUGAUCUCUGAGUUUGUUGUAUCAAUUAUUUGAUAUUUAA